CUUGACAAUGGCCCUUGGUGUUAUGGCUCUAGGGUCCUUGUGCUUCUUAUCACAUGCGCAAACAGCACUUCCAGUCCUGGGCAGCAACUAAGAAGGUGUUGUUCUCCUUGAUAGGAGACAAACCUUCUGCCCAAAUUGGGCUCAGCCUUCACAAGAAGCAGUUAGCUAAUGACGGGAAACUCUUUGGGACCAGGCUUCGCCUAAGAAUUGUGACCACAGCAAACUUUCUGGCCAAGAACGUGAGGAACAGUGACUUCUGGACAGAGUGCAAAAAGCUGACAUAUGCACAAAGAUGUGGCCUAGCAAGGUAAGGCCAGAGAUGAACAUGAAAGACAAACUUCAUAGAGUGAAAGUCUAUGCCAUGUUAGAAGACAAGCAGUGGAAAGACAUAGGUACAGGACAAAUUUCAUCAAAAUUCAUCAAACUCCAGGGUAUGUGCCUGUUUGUUCACUCAGAAUCAGAUGGCUCACCAAUUAUGGAGUGUAAGAUACAUCCUAACGUGCCCUUUAAGAAACAACAAGGAGAGGUAAUCAUUUGGUUUGAAGCUAAGAACCGAGGAAUGGCAAUACAUUUCCAGGACCCAAAUGGUUGUGAAGAGAUCUGGAAAGAUAUCUGCCAAGUUCAAGGAAAAGAUCCAAAUGUAGAAAUCACACAAGAACUUACUGAUGAUGUAGAAAAUUUUGAAAAUCUGCCACUGAACUGGGAUCAGAUUGAGAUGUUAAAUUAUAAAUUCCCUACACUCAAAAACAUGGCAAAUUUACUUACUAUUAUUGGUGAAAUGCCAAGGCUCAAGGAAAGACUGGUGCUGGUCUUAGAAAAUGAAAGUUACAUUAAAAAAUUGCUACAGCUGUUCAACACUUGUGAAACAAAGUUGAACAUAGAAGGCUUGCACUAUUUGAAUAGUGUCAUUAAAGGAAUACUAUUUCUAAAUGAUACACGGUUGUUUAAAAUCAUGUGUUCUGAUGAAUUUUUUAUGGAUGUGGUAGGAUGCCUCGAAUAUGGCCCUGAUUUGAAUCAGCCAAAACGGCACAGGGAAUUCUUGACUCAAAAUGUGAAAUUUAAGGAAGUUAUUCCAAUAACCCAAACCCAACUUAGGCAAAAAAUACAACAGACCUACAGAUUGCAAUAUGUUCAUGAUAUUAUGUUGCCUACCCCAUCCAUGUUUCAAGCAAAUCUUCUUUCCGAUCUUACCACUAUGAUUUUUUUCAAUAAAAUUGAAAUAAUUACCAUGCUGCAAGAAGAUGAAAAAUUUUUGCUCGAAGUUUUUACUCAGUUAAAAGAUAACACUGUAGGUGAUGAUAGAAGGUAUGAGUUGUUAUUAUUCUUCAAGGAAUUUUGUGUAUUUGCUAAGACAUUACAGUCUCAAGACAAAAAUGCAUUGCUAAAAACACUGAUAAGGUUAGGAAUCAUGAAUACUCUGAAAGUUGUAGUGCACAUGAAUGAUAAUCAAAUACAAAUAGCUGCUCUAGAUAUAUUUGCUUAUCUAGUAGAAUAUAAUCCUCGCAUAGUACAAGCUUAUGCAAUGGAAGAAGCUCAGAACAGUGAAAAUAAUGAUGAUCUUCUCAUUAAUAUAAUGAUCAAAAGAAUGAUCUGUGAUUCUGAUCCUGAAUUUUCACGAGGCAUCAUUUUGCCAGCAGUUCUUCAUGCUCUUCUUGAUCCAGAAAAUAUGCAUGUCACAGCUAAUGGAUGUGAAAGAAAGGGAUUUUUGAAUUUCUUCUAUACACAUUGCAUGAAUACUCUCAUAGCACCAAUUUUGUCUACCACAGUACAAAAUUACAGUGAUGAAAAUAGGGCUAAUAUCUGCCCUGAUAAUUAUCAAAAUGCACAAUUACUUGAAGUAAUUUUAGAAAUACUAACAUUUUGUGUACAAUGCCACUCAAUGUACAUAAAAAAUUAUAUUUUAACCAACAAUUUACUCAGCAGAAUUUUGGUGCUCAUGAGUUCAAAGCAUACUUUUCUGAUUUUGUGUGCUCUCCGGUUUAUGAGAAAGAUGAUUGGCCUUAAAGAUGAAAUGUAUAAUCUUUACAUAAUUAAGCAAAACCUGUUUGAACCAGUUGUACGUACUUUUAUGCAUAAUGGACCUCAGUACAAUAUGUUAAAUUCAGCUAUUAUUGAGCUAUUUGAAUUUAUAAGACAAGAAAAUAUCAAGUCUCUCAUUGCAAACAUUGUGGAAAAUUUUUUUACUGCUUUUGAAUCAGUUGAGUAUGUUCAGACCUUUAAAGGUUUGAAGACUAAAUAUGAAGAAGAGAAGAAGAGAGAAAGUCGAAUACAAAGGUAUUUACAUAAUAUGAUAUACCAGAAAAUAUGUUGUAGACAUAUCCAAGUUAUGGAGGUAAAAGUCAAGGCAGACAUAUGUUGUAGAGGAAUAACAGAAGAAAAAGAAGAAGAAAAAGAAGAAGGAGGAGGAGGAGGAGGAGGAGGAGGAGGAGGAGGAGGAGGAGGAGCUAUUGUACCAAUGGGAACUGACUUUCCAAAUCAUUAUGAAUUAUUUAUGAAAAUUAAAGAGACAAAUGAAAGAGAAAAUGAAAUAGAAUGCCCAAAGAGAAAAUUAUCUGAAGUCUCCAAAUGUUCUUCAUAUGAAAGUGAUGAUUCUGACAACGGAAUGAGUAGAGUUCACUGUAGUAGCCUUGUUCCUUUAGUGGAUUACCCAUAUGAUACUGAUGGUGACAAUGAUGAUGACCCUUAUGAUAAGGAUGAAAAUGAAGAUGAAGAACCCCCCCAAAAAAGACCGAACCUAAGAUCAUAAAUCAUGUGAGGCCAUUAUCUCUUGGUUCAAAUAAAAUUCUAUAAACAUCACAAAUAUGAAAAAUCUAAUUAAAUUCUUUCUUCCAUGGAGUUUUAGAUAUGGUAGAAUAUGGAGCAAAAUAAUGAACAAGAGGCCUCAAUUUUAUAUAAAGAAAACCUCCCAUAUAUGCAUAGGAUAAAGUAAACAGCAAAUGAGUCAUAACUUCUUAUUGAGAACCUCUUACUUCAGCAUGAUUGGGAGGAGGAAGUUUGAUAAAAUAAUACAUAUUAGAAGCAACUACAAAGGUUUUAUUGUAAAGCCUACUUUCAAAUAAAGGGUCUAGCAUGGGCAUUUUUUAAUAAAUUGAAGUUUAUUUCAAGUGUCUUUUGUUUCUAUGGAAGACAAAGUCAUAUUAAAGUAAAAAUAAAGUGAGACUUUUCAAUAUUUCCGUGAAAAUUCAACAGAACGUCAGCAUUAUGAAUGAUAAUAGGGAAAUAGCAUUGAGUGCAAUUCAGUACAAUUUUUGUGAAUAAAUUGCUAAGAAUACUAAAGAAACUGUUGAUAUAUAUAUAUGUCAAGAAGUGUGUCUCAUAAGUGUAGAUUGUGUUAAUUAUUGACUAUCACUAAUUAACCAACCCUUUUACUCAUUAGCACCCAAGUAUAUAAUUAUUUAGGCAUAACCUUCUACCAUCUCAUACAGAAUUACAAAAAGUACUUAGUCUAAUUGUAAAACACCCUAUAGCAUUUAAUGAUUUCAACACUGCUCAAAAUUGUAAGGACAGAGUUUUUUCAGAAUAUGUCUCUUAACUGUCAGGUAUCAUACCAUAAAACAAAACACAUCAGUAACUUUUUGUGGUUAAAAACACGAGAAAAAUUGUAUAUGAAGGCUAGAGAGAUGGUACAACAGUUAGGAGCACUUCCAUAAGUUUGCAUGUAUAAGUCCAGUCCAUGAGGAAUGUUUACAUCUUUUGCCUGUACUGACUCUUCAUUCAUGUGAAAUACAGAACAUACAUACAGGCAACACACAGACACACACACACGCACACACACACAUGCACACACACACACGCACACACAUACACACACACACACACACACACACACAAACGUGUGUGUAAAAAUUAACUCAUGCUUUUGGCUUAUGGCUCUAGAAGGAUAAACCCAUAAAUGGAAGGGGAGGCAUAACAACAGAUAGACAAAUAGAAAGCUCGUAUUCACAUUUUAUCCAUAUAAAGAAUGAGAAAGAGAGAGAGAGAGAAUGUUCUUUCUUUAGCAAAGCUUUACUUUCUGAUGUUUCCAUACCCUACCCAAACAGUAUCAACAACCAUAGACCAAUUGUUCAAAUACUUGG
Rattus norvegicus (Norway rat) is the source of this 4076-nucleotide messenger RNA. It is a transcript of the gene Ppp4r3c, whose product is annotated as protein phosphatase 4 regulatory subunit 3C. Gene Ontology annotation, molecular function: protein phosphatase regulator activity. The record is from RefSeq and is marked validated. Gene Ontology annotation, cellular component: protein phosphatase 4 complex; nucleus. Lineage: Eukaryota; Metazoa; Chordata; Mammalia; Rodentia; Muridae.